CCCCGCUGAUGAAGAGCUGCGGCAGCCCAAAUGUUUCUACUUUCGACCCUCUUCGCUCCCUCGAUGCUCUUGCUGCCGCAACUGGGAUGACGUGAAGCUGCGGCAAGAGAGACAAUGCCAUCCGGGAUGCCACAGUCACGCGUGGUCGAACGCUGGAGUGUAACGCGAGGCGCCCGGGAAGUGUAUUGCUAUCAGAGUCUUGUUCUCGUGAAAGCCGACUUGAGAUGCUUAAGUCGGUGUCGCGAGUGCUGUCUCGCUCGUCUGGAGCUCAGCAUGCAAGGCACGCUUGGGAUGGUGAAGGCAGGUGCAGCAGCAGUAGCUAGCACACAUAAGCCACGCUCAGCAAGGGGCAGGCUUUGGGAUAUCGGUGUGGCCGGUCAGCGAAGUGAGCGUGGACGCGCAGAGAGAUGAGCGCUGUUCAUCUUGCGACUGCCGAAGGAGACGUCGUGGCAUCGAUGGUCAUGUUCGCGCGAACCACAACGGCGG
This is a messenger RNA of Ceraceosorus bombacis, 486 nucleotides long. Lineage: Eukaryota; Fungi; Basidiomycota; Exobasidiomycetes; Ceraceosorales; Ceraceosoraceae. The record is from the annotation of a GenBank genome assembly.